AAACAAUGGCGGGUAAGAGGAAAGGGAGUCAAAAAGGAAAAAGAGAUAGCGACAACUUGAAAUUCUGGAACGUAUUUCCAUCACCUCUACGACGUUCAUCAAGAGGUCGUAUCAUAAAACCUCGACUUAAAAACCUUGCUUCAUAUUACGACCUCACCCCGGACUGUAUUUAUAAAUGUGACUACAAUAGCUCUACCAGUGCGAUCAUUAAUCAUCGUGUACCAGUAUUAAAGUUAGAGAGAGUUAAAGAAAUUAAGCGGAUCAGUAGCAAAGAUGGCAAUAAAUUAAAUGGAGCAUCAUUGAUUAAUGAUAAUAAACCACAACUACCUUGUACUAGUAAGAAUUCUCAAUCUCUCUCACUGAAGACAGACAAUGGGGCAACAAGAAAAGAUUCACUUACUACUGAUCGACCUACUCGUCGCAAUAGUCCGAGUAAAAGACCUGCUAAAAUGAGGAGAAGUUCUUUAAAGGCUCCAAAACUUACUGACUCCCUAUCAAAGAGUACUCCCAACUCAAGGAAAGUUCAUUUUGAGGUCAAGGAAGAUGAUACUAUCAAUGAAUCUAACGUUUGGAAUGAAUCUGACAUUAGGAGACUAAGAGAAACCGUGUACAAUGUUCCAGCGAUUGUGACUGAGUUUUGGGAGGAGGUUGGUCGAAAGAUGAAGCGACCACCGGAGCACUGUCAGAGCCAGUACCUGAUGUCAGUCGGAGGAGGACCUACAACUCUAGCAGAAGUGAAGAUGCCCUCGCUUGAUAGAACCGAUGAAGUUAUUACUGCUAGAGUUGGCACUCUUAAAAGGAAGUUGCAGUUACGGAUGCUACUGAGUGGUACAGAGUCAGGCUAUGCGGAUGACGCCUUCAACUCUUCUCCUCUUCGAAACAAACUGAAAGCUGUAGAGAGAGAGACUUGUCUUCAAGACAGUGAGAGACACUCUUGUUCUAAAGAAGAAGAUGAUGUCCCUCCUUCAUCAGUUUACAAGAGUCCAGUUCUCUACAAGAAGAGAUUCCAGAGCUCUCCAUCAUCUUCACCUCAUCAUAUCAUUCCAGACAUUCUCUCAAUAAAGAGUAGAGAUACUGCAGACCAACUUGUCUAUCGUUAUGAAAAGGCUAAGAAGGAGGUCAGGCCACCUCCCCCACCUGUCAAACCAGUGCAUGCCACAGCUAAUGCUAUUAAACCGAUAUCUCAAGCCUCCAUCUCACGACAAUUAAAAGCUAUUUACAAGAAACUAGGCCCACCAAAUGAAGAACAGGAAGAAGAGGAGGAGGAGGAAGAAGAUGGAGAACUUGAUGAGUCACUGAGUGAUUUGGAAGAAGACUUUCAGAUAAUGAUGUCAGGAUUAAGAAAAUAAAAAAAAACAUCUGUAUCUAUUUGUGUAUGUGUGUGCUUGUGUGUACUGUACCUGUUCUUCUGUUGUCUGAUCUCAUUAUAUUAUUAUAGUUAUUAUCUCCUCAUUAGUUCACCUGCUGAUGUAUGUUAAUUAUAAUGUA
Amphimedon queenslandica is the source of this 1488-nucleotide messenger RNA. RefSeq names its product mis18-binding protein 1-like. The coding region runs from base 6 to 1349 and encodes 447 amino acids. Lineage: Eukaryota; Metazoa; Porifera; Demospongiae; Haplosclerida; Niphatidae. The transcript is spliced from 7 exons. Gene Ontology annotation, cellular component: chromosome, centromeric region. The record is from RefSeq and is a predicted model, not a curated record.